CAUGCGCGGGACCACAGAACCACAAGAAGCAGCUUUACGCACAAGAACACUUGUGGUUUUCGGUAAUAGUUUGUCUACUGAAAGACGUCAUGUUGCUGCUGAGGACCUUUGCGCCCUGGUUGCUGUUGGCCUUCCUCGGGCAGCAAAUCUCUCUGUCCUCCGGUGCUCGCAAUAAGAGCCGAGGAGCGGACAAGACCGUGACCCCAGCCGCUGACAGAGCGCAGAGGAACGCGAACAAGCCUGCAGCGACCGUCCGGGGGAAGUUCACCACGAACAAGAUGCAGUGCACGUGGGGGGCAAGAGACGUCCGGGACACGGUGAAGCUGUCGGUGAAAUGCGAGAACCCGGAGGCGCAGUGUGAGUACACGGGAAAACCUGAGAGCUGCCCGGGCUACCUGUCCGAUCCUAGGGGCUUCUGGAAACAGGUAGCCCGUGCGCUCAAAAGACUCAAAGACAAAGUGUGCACGGACGAGCGCGCGGUGGUGAAGGCAGGCAUGUGUAAGCGCGCGCCCCGGUAUGCACACUUCAAGCUCAGCUCCGUAAUGUUGAGUCAGUUCCGAGACCGGGAGACUUCCACGCCCCCGCCACCCAGCUCCAUCACAGCCGACCCAACACCGUGCACGGGGCGCGCGGACCACCGGAAAAGGGCGGAAGAAUACUGCAGCAGCUCAUGGGCCAGUGUGUGCGCCUUCUUGUUCUCCGUGGUGCAAAGGGACUGUUAGCUUCAGAUCCCACGGGGUCGCGCACAUGACCAGACUGAUACUGAUUCGUGCAGGUGUGCUAUCAGGUGUUUAACUGUGACUCUUACCCGAAGACACUAUUUUAUUUCCAUUAAUUGUAGUAAUUUAUCCACAGAAAAUAGCUCGUUACCAUUAAUUAAAGCACAGUUAUUACAUACUUGCAUGUCUACUUU
Molecule: messenger RNA, 913 nt
Organism: Monopterus albus (swamp eel)
Lineage: Eukaryota; Metazoa; Chordata; Actinopteri; Synbranchiformes; Synbranchidae
Product: fibroblast growth factor-binding protein 1-like
Exons: 2
Coding region: 90-722 (210 amino acids)
Biological process (GO): cell-cell signaling
Molecular function (GO): growth factor binding
Source: RefSeq, a predicted model, not a curated record